AUGUGGGACUUUACAGAGCCUUUCAAGUCUUCUCAGGCUGAUGAAGCAGUAGAAGGUGAGGAGGCCUUGAUGUAUCUGACAAGGCACCGCAAGGGGCUGGCAGUGAACAUGUGUGCCCAUGCCAUCUUCUUCUGCAAACUUCUCCAUGACCUCAGGCAGAGCAGGACUGAGGAGGGCUUGCUGACUUCCUUGGGGGAGAGCCACGGCCUGAAGGUUGGGAUUAUCGGGGGCCACCCUGGGAAGCAGCUGGCCUGAGUGCUCCUGAUGCUGAGCUGGGCUCUGCGCCCCAGUAUCCAUGUUUCCACCAGGCGCCCUGAGAGCCUGGCAGACUUGCAGAAGCAGGGGCUUGCAUGCUUUUACAACAAUGCUCAGCUAGUGGCCUGGGCGGACGUUGCGUUCCUCUGCUGCCUCCCAUUGCAUGUGCCAUCUGUCUGCUCUGUCGUUCGGCCUGCCAUCCAGAAACCCUGCGUUAUGUACAGCCUCGUGACUGCCGUCCCUCUCCUCAGGUUGAAGCAACUCCUUUGCUACAGUGCCACCGUCAGGCCGCGGUUCCGGUGCUCUGGCCAGGAGCCUACCCACGCGUGGGGGGCGAGGGGGACAGUGCCCGCGGCGCUGCGAGACCCUGCUGCUGUGCGGGCAACGUGCCCCUGCAGUUCCCGAGGGAAAAUAAGAGUCAAUGCUGAAUGGCUGGUGGCCAUUUUCUAUGCAGCCCUGAACAGCAGCACGUGGCAGAGCCUGCCUCACCAGGCACUGAAGUUACUCAAUGACCUCUGUUUUCCUGAACGCUGCCCCAUCUGUGCAGAGCAGAAAACUUCCUGCCCACAGUUUGUGUGCAAGAGUUUUGUCAGCAAAGGUUUUGCCUCUUCAGUGACUCCAGAGGAAACCUUCCCCUGGUUUGACCUGACAGCUGCACAACUGAGAGAGUCUCGCUUUAGCCAGUUGCUAGAAAAAAGUGAGCUUGUCCAGUGCCAUCUUGCUCUGCUAUACCAGGCAUCCUUUGGAGACUGGCCUACAAAGCAAUGUGGGCUGAUCAGCAGCAAGACAUCUCUUACUUCAGCUGUAGUGGGGCCUGGUGUGACGUUGGAUGACAAGUCUCCAUUCUCCACAGCUGCUUCUGACAUUUUGUCAGAAAUUCCAGAGGAAACUGCUGACUAUUAUUCUAAAUCCUUGUGA
Messenger RNA from Fulmarus glacialis (Northern fulmar), 1173 nucleotides. RefSeq names its product NADP-dependent oxidoreductase domain containing 1 (gene NOXRED1). NCBI's taxonomy places the organism in Eukaryota, Metazoa, Chordata, Aves, Procellariiformes, Procellariidae. Gene Ontology annotation, molecular function: pyrroline-5-carboxylate reductase activity. The record is from RefSeq and is a predicted model, not a curated record. Gene Ontology annotation, biological process: L-proline biosynthetic process.